UUAUUGGACUUUAGCUUGGAGUGAACUCUGUUUUAAUGUAACAUUUUGUUUUUGUUGCAGUGAGGGGGCAAAAUGACCAACACCAAGGGUAAGAGAAGAGGAACAAGGUAUAUGUUUGCAAGGCCGUUUCGCAAACAUGGAGUUGUUCCUCUGGCUACCUACAUGCGCAUUUACAAGAAGGGAGACAUUGUUGACAUCAAGGGUAUGGGCACUAUCCAAAAAGGCAUGCCUCACAAAUGCUACCAUGGUAUGACAGGAAAAGUUUACAAUGUUACGCAACAUGCGGUAGGCAUUAUAGUGAACAAACAGAUCAAAGGCAAGAUUCUUGCUAAAAGGAUUAAUGUGAGAAUUGAGCAUAUUAAACACUCAAAGAGCAGGCACAGUUUCCUGGAGCGUGUAAAAGAGAAUGAGAGAAAGAAAGCAGAAGCAAAGAAAUCUGGUGUUUUCUUUGAACUCAAACGUCAGCCUGCUCCACCAAAAGCUGCACACUUUGUCUCGACCAAGGGUAGAGAACCAGAGCUGCUGGAACCAAUACCUUACGAGUUUAUGGCAUAAUUCAGUCCAGGAAAAAAAAUAAAAGCCCCUAUUUUGGGGAGUGAAAAAUUU
This is a messenger RNA of Protopterus annectens (West African lungfish), 606 nucleotides long. RefSeq names its product ribosomal protein L21 (gene RPL21). The transcript has 5 exons. Gene Ontology annotation, molecular function: structural constituent of ribosome. NCBI's taxonomy places the organism in Eukaryota, Metazoa, Chordata, Ceratodontiformes, Protopteridae. Gene Ontology annotation, cellular component: cytosolic large ribosomal subunit; ribosome. The record is from RefSeq and is a predicted model, not a curated record. Gene Ontology annotation, biological process: translation. Bases 73 to 555 code for a protein of 160 amino acids.